AUGAAUUGCAUAACUGAUGAGGACUUGAUACAGAAAAUUGCAUCAAUUAGUAGCGCGUUCCGCGAAGAUAUACGUCUGGCCUAUGAGAAACCAACUGAUUUCGGCAAUGUUGUCCCUCCCUUAAAAUCUUCCAAUGAAAUUUUGACACAAAAUCACCCAAAUAAUGUACAAAAAUUUAACACAGGUUCAAGAAGUAGUAUGACUCAAAUAAUGCCAAACAAUCAACCAUUUUAUAUUGUUGUUCACCCGGAAAGGAAGAGAAAAGGAGUCAGUUAUAUGUUCUUAUUUUCUCCAUGGUAUUCAUUGCUUAUCAACGAUAAAACUCAUGAAAUUGAAGUUCUUCCAGAAGAUGCUCAAUAUUUCAUUGAUAAAAAGAACUUUAUUAUCUUUAUGAACUCAGAGGAAAGGAAGUUUACUCACAAGAUAAAGUUUGAAGUUCUUCAAAUGAUUAUUGACCACCAAUUUUCCAAUUCUUUGGAGCCAUUUUUCCUUUCUUAUUUAGCCAAUAAUCAAUUACCUCCAUCAACAAAUCUUAUUUCCACAUACCUUUACAAAAUCGUCUUCAAUGAGAGUUUUCUUGUAGCCUACCACAAAAUUCCUUCAAAAUACUUAACAAACAAUAUUAUGGAAAACUGGUAUACAGCAUCACAGAUGUCAUUUGAUUCAGUUUUUACAACACUUGUUCGUUAUUAUCUCAAAGACCAAUCAUUUAAUCAUAUUGACUUAAAUGACGAUACAUUUAUUACAAGAAUAACAAAAAUCAUCAUUAAAAAUGACCGUAAGUUUAAUGAAUUUACAAAUUCUCUUCAACAAACGUUCGACGAUCCAAUUAAUAAAUUUUUACCGGCUUUUUCACAAAUUACCACAAAAACAACUUUACACAUGACAUUGUUUAUACUUUACUUCGAAGCCACAAAGAAAUUCAAUGCACAAACAGGCUAUUUAGCAAUCGGAAAACUUCUUUACUUUGCUGGCAUCCAUCCUUAUUUAGUUGCCAACAACUGUGAAUCGGAUUCCGUCUACAAAGAAAUUUUGACAUUUUCACCAAAUUUAGACGUAAAUAUUCACCUGAAUUUAAAGGAGAUCAUGAAGCGUUUCACACAAACAUCUAAGAAACUUAAACAACCAGCAUCAAAUGCAGACUCAUUUAAUGCUUAUUCAGAACUUUUGCAAAAUAUUUCAAAUAAUGACAUAGAUUUCCUUAGCAUUGUACGACGAGUUGAGAAGGAAAUACCUGUGUGA
Molecule: messenger RNA, 1242 nt
Organism: Trichomonas vaginalis G3
Lineage: Eukaryota; Parabasalia; Trichomonadida; Trichomonadidae
Exons: 1
Coding region: 1-1242 (413 amino acids)
Source: RefSeq, a predicted model, not a curated record